UGGAGCCUGAAACUGAAGCCAAGCCGACCAAUUAACGGUCAUUCGUCUUCCACCAGGUAACGCGGGCCGACGAAUCGGAAAUAUCAGCGGCGGGAGGUUAUUGAUCUCUCACCGGCAGGCCAGCAAAAAAAUUUCUUCCAUUUCUUUUCCUCACAAACUCAUCUCCCUUCUUGAUUUUCUGUUUCACUUGAUGCUGAAGAGGAGACAAGCUUAGUCCGACGGCGAACAGAAACAGAGAAGGUACGCUCUCGGCUAUUCCCAAGGGACCGAAGAUGAAACUAAACCGUUUACUCCUUCGUCAAACACUGAAGAAAUUUUCGAGAAUCAAUGGAAACAUACUGCAUCGCCAAUCGGAUGUCAAAAGCAAUGUCACUCGGACAUUCGUCGCAGCACCUUCAUUUUCUUUGCUUGAUCCAAAAUUCAGUCGCUGUUCUUCAAUUCCUGUCGAAAAUCUUGAGCUCUGCAAAUCCAAUUCAAUUUUCAGUAGGUGCAUUCACUUCACUGCAACUAAGUUUAGCGAUACAGCAAUUGAGCCGAAACUGGAGUCAUCAGACGUUGAGGAUCAAGAUGGAUCAAUGAAUGAGUUCUUAUCCAGAUUUGUCUGGAUAAUGCGCGGGAAGAUAUCUGAAGCAUUUCCGGACUAUGAUAAGCAAACAGUUGAUGCAAUGCUUUUGAUGAUUGUGGAAAAAGUGGUAUCUGAAAUGGAGAAGGGUAGCUUUGAGCAAUCGUUAAGGACUUCAACUGAUAAUCCAGAUUGGGACCUAAGUGAGGAUUUGUGGAAGACAGUAAGCGAAGUUAGCAACAUGGUUUUGGAUGAUAUGAAGAAGGCUACAAAGAAGGAGAAAAUGAAGGGUUUUCUGCUAUCUGAGGAAGUUCAGGAAAUGUGUAGGUUUGCUGGGGAAGUUGGUAUUCGAGGGGAUAUGCUAAGGGACUUCAGGUUCAAAUGGGCUCGUGAGAAAAUGGAGGAAAGCGAGUUUUAUGAGAGUUUGGAGCAGCUCAAGAAAGAGGCUAAUGCCUCUCCCAGUGGUGCAGAGGCUGCAGCAUCCGUUGAGAAAUCCGAGCCUGUUUCUAUUCCCAAGAGGCGAGGGAAGAUCAAGUACAAGAUUUAUGGUCUUGAUUUAUCUGAUCCCAAGUGGAGCGAAGUAGCAGACAAAAUCCACGAGGCAGAGGAGGUGAUAUGGCCUCAAGAACCAAAGCCAAUUUCUGGGAAAUGCAAAUUGAUCACAGAGAGAAUUCUUUCACUAAACGAGAACGAUGACCCAUCUCCAUUAAUGGCCGAAUGGACAGGGCUUCUUCAACCUACUAGGAUUGACUGGAUUGCCUUACUUGAUAAAUUGAAUGAUAAGAACAGAUUCUUAUACUUGAAGGUAGCAGAGCUUCUUUUGAAUGAAGAAUCUUUCGAGACCAACAUCCGUGACUACUCUAAGCUUGUCGAUGUCCAUGCUAAAGAGAAUCGUCUAGAGGAUGCUGAGAGGAUUCUUAAGAUGAUGACUGAGAAAGGCAUUACACCGGACAUUUUAACAGCCACAGUUUUGGUUCAUAUGUAUAGCAAGGUGGGAAAUCUCGAUCGUGCAAAGGAAGCGUUUGAUACAUUGAGGAGUCACGGCUUCCAACCCGAUGAGAAGGUUUAUAAUUCCAUGAUAAUGGCGUUUGUGAAUGCUGGACAACCGAAGUUGGGCGAAUCGAUGAUGAGAGAAAUGGAAGCAAGGGACAUUAAACCAAGCAAGGAUAUUUACAUGGCAUUGCUAAGGUCAUUUUCGCAGCGUGGUGAUAUUAGUGGCGCUGGAAGAAUUGCUGCUACGAUGCAAUUUUCUGGCAUCUCGCCAAGUUUGGAGUCGUGUACAUUACUAGUUGAGACAUAUGGGCUAGCUGGUGAUCCUGAUCAGGCAAGGAACAAUUUUGACUACAUGAUAAAAAUCGGGCACAGGCCUGAUGACAGGUGCACUGCAAGUAUGGUUGCAGCCUAUGGAAAGAAGAACCUGUUGGACAAGGCUCUGAAUCUUUUACUACAGCUCGAAAAGGAUGGGUUUGAACCAGGGGUUGAAACUUAUGCUGCUCUUGUAGAUUGGUUAGGUAAGUUGCAGCUGGUUGAUGAAGCUGAGCAGCUAUUAGGCAAGAUCGGCGCACAGGGAGAUGCCGUGCCUCUUAAGGUUCAUAUUAGCCUCUGUGAUAUGUACUCGAGAGCUGGGGUUGAGAAAAAGGCGCUACAAGCGCUCGGGGUAUUGGAAGCGAAAAAGGAUGAGUUGGGACAUGGUGAAUUCGAAAGGAUCAUUAAUGGACUUAUUGCUGGUGGCUUUGUGCAGGAUGCUAAAAGAGUGCAGGGCCUUAUGGAGGCUAAGGGUUUUACUGCAUCCCAACCACUUCAAAUGGCUCUGAGGACAUCUCAAGCUCUUCGUGGCAGGAGACUGCCUUGAGAAAAUUUGCAUCUCAGCAUUUGUUUUCAAGGCUGUGUUGUUUUCCUUCAUUCGAGUAUAGGUUAAACCCGAGUUUUUCCUUAUCGAUCUCUGACCUUGGUGUUUUCUUUUGUUUUUUUAAUUCAGAAGGUAGAUUAAUUGUGA
Messenger RNA from Cucurbita maxima (winter squash), 2558 nucleotides. Its product is annotated as putative pentatricopeptide repeat-containing protein At2g02150. The transcript is spliced from 3 exons. The coding region runs from base 273 to 2414 and encodes 713 amino acids. Gene Ontology annotation, molecular function: protein binding. The record is from RefSeq and is a predicted model, not a curated record. NCBI's taxonomy places the organism in Eukaryota, Viridiplantae, Streptophyta, Magnoliopsida, Cucurbitales, Cucurbitaceae.